This is a messenger RNA of Camarhynchus parvulus, 1785 nucleotides long. RefSeq names its product poly(rC) binding protein 2 (gene PCBP2). NCBI's taxonomy places the organism in Eukaryota, Metazoa, Chordata, Aves, Passeriformes, Thraupidae. Gene Ontology annotation, biological process: positive regulation of transcription by RNA polymerase II. Gene Ontology annotation, cellular component: cytoplasm; nucleoplasm; nucleus. Gene Ontology annotation, molecular function: mRNA binding; single-stranded DNA binding. The record is from RefSeq and is a predicted model, not a curated record. The coding region runs from base 148 to 1479 and encodes 443 amino acids. The transcript has 14 exons.
CCGCGCUCCCUCCCCGCCUCCCCCUCCCUCCCGCCCUCCCUCCUCCCGCUCCGCCCGGAGCGCCUCUUCGCCCAACGCCGUUACCGGCGCCGACACAGCCGAGGCCCGAGCGCUGCCGCAGCCUGAGCCGACCCCGCGCUGCCCGCCAUGGACACCGGAGUCAUCGAAGGGGGUCUCAAUGUCACGCUCACCAUCCGGCUACUCAUGCACGGCAAGGAGGUGGGAAGCAUCAUUGGGAAGAAAGGGGAGUCCGUGAAGAAGAUGCGUGAGGAGAGCGGAGCUCGCAUCAACAUCUCGGAAGGGAACUGCCCCGAGCGGAUCAUCACCCUGGCGGGACCCACCAACGCCAUCUUCAAAGCUUUUGCGAUGAUCAUUGACAAACUGGAAGAGGACAUCAGCAGCUCCAUGACCAACAGCACAGCUGCCAGCCGGCCCCCGGUCACCCUCCGGCUCGUGGUGCCCGCCAGCCAGUGCGGGUCCCUCAUUGGCAAAGGAGGCUGCAAGAUCAAGGAGAUCCGAGAGAGCACGGGGGCACAGGUCCAGGUGGCAGGGGACAUGCUGCCCAACUCGACUGAGCGAGCCAUCACCAUCGCUGGGAUCCCACAGUCCAUCAUCGAGUGCGUCAAACAGAUCUGCGUCGUCAUGCUUGAGUCUCCCCCGAAGGGUGUCACCAUCCCGUACCGACCCAAGCCAUCCAGCUCUCCCGUCAUCUUUGCAGGCGGCCAGGACAGGUACAGCAGCGGCAGUGCGAGCUACCCCCACACCGCCCCAUCCAUGUGCCUCAACUCUGACUUGGAGGGACCACCUCAGGAGGCCUAUACCAUUCAAGGACAGUAUGCCAUUCCACAGCCAGAUCUGACCAAGCUGCACCAGUUGGCAAUGCAACAGUCACACUUUCCAAUGUCUCAUGGCAACACUGGAUUCAGUGGUUUGGAUGCCUCUGCCCAAACCACCUCCCAUGAACUCACCAUUCCAAACGAUCUGAUUGGCUGCAUCAUCGGGCGUCAGGGCGCCAAGAUCAACGAGAUCCGCCAGAUGUCCGGGGCUCAGAUCAAGAUUGCCAACCCCGUGGAAGGCUCUACUGACAGGCAGGUGACCAUAACUGGAUCUGCAGCGAGCAUCAGCCUGGCCCAGUAUCUAAUCAAUGUCAGUUUAGAAAGCGCUAAACCCUCCUCCCAGGCAGCCUCCGUCACGAUCCCUGACCACCUCAGCAUCAACCUCUCUCAACCCUCCACCCCUUCUUCUUCUUCCUCCUCCACCACCACCCCCUCGCUCGCCACCGCGGGGGCCUCCGACGCGCCCUCCAGCCUCCCCAACCCUCUUCCGACCGCCCCUUGUGUCUCCAGUCUGCUUGGCAUGAAACCUGUCCCUCUCCUGGCGCUAAAUGUCGUGUCUGCGGCCAAAGGCGCCGCGGCGCCCGCCGUGCCCUGUGUCACUAACAAACUCAAAGCCGAGAAGCAAAGGUUUUCCCCGUACUGAGCCUGCUCCAGGGGGUGGCAGCACCAGGACCCCGGAGAGGAGACUUGGAACACCAGUUUUUUUCCUCCUUUUUUUUUUCUUUUUUUUUUUUUAAUUCUUUUUGGGUUAGUUUUUUUAAAUUUUCCUUCGUACCGAGCUCGCGCUGCCGUGGCAGCAGCAGAGCUUUUCUUGCCGGCCGAGAGACUGUGUCCCCUUGUCCUGUGAGCGGUCACAACUCCUUCUCUGCCUGCUCUAGUUGUUGCUUGUUUUUUUUGGUUUUUUUUUGUUUUUUCCAUUUCUCCUCCUUUUCCCAUUUUUUUUUUGAGU